UUAGCAUUGUAGCAUACGCUAAAGCAUAAACACCAUGAAAUGAGUGCCGCUAGUCCCAGCUCCGACUCCAAUUUGAAGAAACGACUCUCCAAAUCCAUUUCCACAACAGAUGCGUACAACUUGAAACUUAAUAUGAUGGACGUAGAUAAGGAGAGCCAGGACAUGCUAGCCAAGAACAACAGAAUACGGACCAGAAACAUUUUCAUAAACGCAGUGGCUGUAAUGUUGGUCUACAGCAGUUACUACGGCGGCGCUGCAGUCAUGCCGACGGCGUUUUCAGACAUGGACGGGAGGCACGGUGUAGACAAGCACACAGCCUUUACUGGACUCAUGAUAAAUAACCUGUUUGUUGUGAUUGCUGCGUUUGUCACACCCUUUAUCAUGAAGCUGAUCGGGAUGAGACUAAGUUUAGUGCUGGGAUCCAUGUGCAGUAUUCCUAUUACCCUAGCCCUCUUCAUGCCUUACAACUUCACUAUAUUCAUUGGACAGGCUAUUAAUGGAAUUGGAAACGCUUUUUCACGCGCGGUAAGUCUGCAGUUUCUCUCGGAGAAUUCCACAAAGGAGAAGAUGGCAAGGAAUAGCGGUAUUCAUUGGAUGAUAUUCAUGAGUUGUAUAUUGUUUGGGAACACUGUUCUUUACUUUGGUAUUGGCGAUAAGAAGUUUCUUGAUGACAAUACCAGAAUGGUGGUGUCAGGAGCGUUAACAGCAAUGUGUGUGACGGGUUGUAUCCUUUACUGCUUCACUGUCACCCCACCUCCACUCCCUCCUUCCGGGCUGGAGGACGAAGAAGCACCCCUCAUUGGCAAAAAGAUGAGUUUUUCAUCUGCUGGUACAAGCUCACGAUCAGAUUCCGAAUCAACAGCGGGCAGCAAGAUUGAAGACUACGAUGAACUUACCCUGUUGGGGCAGCUAAAAACGUCUCUUCGACCUCUCUUCAAGAGGAAAAACAUUUAUCUACUUCUCCCUCUGUGCUCUACAGGUAUAUACUCUCAACUCUACACCCCACUCAUCCCUGCCUACAUCGGUAUUCUUUUUGAGGAGAGAUCGUUCGUGGCUCAGUUUGGAAUAUUUGUAGGACUCGGAGAAAUUAUAGGUGGUCGGCCAGCAGGGAAGAUAGUCGCAAGGCUUGGAUUUAAACGAACAGCCGUUAUCACUACGACACUGGGCGUAGCUGCCUACCUUCUUAUCGCCUUCAUGUUCCCUCUGUUUUACAGUCAUUCAGUACCAGCUCUCUAUCCUAACAGAUGGGGUAACAACAUGCUCGGUAUCGCUAUAGGAAUAAUAGACGUCACAAACAACGUAAUAAUAACAACAGCUAUAGGAACUGUCUACAAAGACGACUCAGCCCAAAUAUUUACUCUGGUAGUGCUUAUGAUGAACUCAAGCGGCAUCAUCCGCUAUAUCAUGAUGUCGUAUAUGCCUCUUGUUGCGAUUGUAUCUGUUAAUGUUAUUGGGCUGGUUGGAAGUUGCGGCAGUUUAUGUUUGAUUCCUAGCUCAAUGUUGCAUUAUUAGUGUCCCACGUAGCAGUGUUGUUUAAUUUUGACUACAGUUAUAUGUCCAAUUAUAAAGAUUCAAUGAUUAAUAACUGGUUCAUCGAUAUUUUAGCUAUAAAACAGUAAUCCUGCUCCCAGCAAUCUAAUGGGUAUUAAAUUGUGACGAAAAUAUUUUCACGGUGAAUGCAAAUGAAGGAUCAAUUUUGAUUAUUUUAGUUAAUUGUUCAUGUUUGAUUUUAAUUUUUCCGAUUUAUACUAUUACUUAUAUUUAGAUAUUUAAAAAUGGAAAAAAUCAAAAAAUUAGUGACUUCAUAAAUUGAUUGUCAUUUGUCAUUGCAUUGAUUGUUUUAACUUAAAGAAUAUUUUUUAAAUCGAUAUUUUUGUCCUAGGAGCUAAGUAUGAAUAUUGCACUAUAAUACACAUUGAUUAAAACAUUAAUACUAAUUAUUAAUUA
Bolinopsis microptera is the source of this 1947-nucleotide messenger RNA. Its product is annotated as UNC93-like protein MFSD11. The coding region runs from base 40 to 1512 and encodes 490 amino acids. The transcript has 11 exons. Lineage: Eukaryota; Metazoa; Ctenophora; Tentaculata; Lobata; Bolinopsidae. The record is from RefSeq and is a predicted model, not a curated record.